AUGGUUGUUUUCAAGUCAAGGCAAGAUCAUAAGAAGACAAUCGAAUUAGAGAAAGCUCGUAAAGCUGGUCUCGCUCCUGCUGAGAUAGAUGAGGAUGGAAAAGAAAUCAAUCCACACACACCUCAGUUUCUAAAUCUUGUUCCAUGGUACUCCUCUCGAUCCAAAAACCCUAGUUUGAAGCAUCAAAAGAAGUGGAAGAACAAUAGUGCUCCCCUCGAUGACCACACAGAGAAAAACUCAUGGUACGACAGAGGCGCAAAGACUCACCAAGCCGAGAAGUUCCGCAAAGGGUCGUGUCAAAACUGUGGCUCCAUGUCCCACGGCGUGAAGUCAUGUACAGAGAGACCUCGAAAAGUUGGAGCAAGAUUCACGAGCAAGAAGAUUGCAGCAGAUGAGAAAAUAGAGAGCUUCGAGCUCGACUACGACGGUAAAAGAGACCGAUGGAACGGUUGUGAUCCUUUGGAGCACCAUCGUCGUGUCGUGGAGCGUCAUGAAGCGCAAGAGGAAGCAAGAAAGAAGUAUUUGAAGAAGCAGAAGAUCAAGAAGCUAGAGGAGAAGCUGAACAAGAAGCUAGAGGAGCGGAAUUACAAGAAGCUAGAGGAGAAGCUGAACAAGAAGUUAGAGAAGAAGCUGAACAAUAGCCGAACAAGUGAUGAGGACGAAGAAGAUGAAGAAGACGACUCAAGGGUCGAUGAAGCAAAGGUUGAUGAGAGCAGGCAGAUGGAUUUCGCAAAGGUCGAGAAGCGUGUUCGAACAACGGGAGGUGGUAGCACGGGGACCGUGAGGAAUCUGCGUAUAAGAGAAGACACAGCGAAGUACCUUUUGAAUCUUGAUCUGAACUCGGCACAUUAUGAUCCCAAGAGUAGAUCAAUGCGUGAAGAUCCGUUACCAGAUGUAGAUCCGAAUGAUAAAUUCUAUCUUGGAGAUAACCAUUGUAGAAACAGUGGCCAAGCUCUUGAGUUUAAACAGAUGAACAUCCACUCAUGGGAAGCAUUUGAAAAGGGACAUGACAUGCAUACAGAAGCUGCUCCAUCACAAGCUGAUUUUCUCUACAAGAACUUCAAGAUUGCAAAGGAGAAGCUAAAGUCUCAGACAAAGGAUUCAAUCAUGAGAAAGUAUGGUAAUGCAGCAGCUGCAACAAAAGGUGAUGAGAUUCCAAUGGAGCUUUUGCUUGGACAAAGCGAGAGACAAGUCGAGUAUGACCGAGCAGGGAGGAUUAUAAAGGGACAAGAGGUGGUGAUAUUACCCCCAAAGAGCAAAUACGAAGAAGAUGUUUUGACGAACAAUCACACUAGUGUUUGGGGAUCAUGGUGGAAAGAUCAUCAAUGCGGAUAUAUAUGUUGCAAGCAGACUUUUCGGAACAGUUACUGCACAGGCUCUGCUGGAAUUGAAGCUGCAGAGGCUGUUCUUGAUCUGAUGAAGGCUAAUAUCGAGGACAAAGAAGCUUCUAAAGAGAGCACAAAGAACGUUGGAGAGAAGAAGAGAAUGGCGACAUGGGGAACCGAUGUUGGUGAAGAUUUGGAGUUGAACGAGGAGAAACUUGCUAAUGCUCUUAAGAAGGAGGAUGAGCGUAAGAGGGAAGAGAAAGAUGAGAGGAAACGCAAAUACAAUGUUAAAUACAACAACGAGGUUACUCAGGAAGAGAUUGAAGCUUACAGAGUGAAGAGAGUUCGCCAUGAGGAUCCAAUGAAAGGUUUUCUCUGA
Molecule: messenger RNA, 1704 nt
Organism: Thlaspi arvense
Lineage: Eukaryota; Viridiplantae; Streptophyta; Magnoliopsida; Brassicales; Brassicaceae
Source: the annotation of a GenBank genome assembly